CUCUCCACCCCACAUCACGAGGCACGAGCCUUUCUUCAAACGCCAUCCUUCUAUUUUUCCCUAUUUUCCAUUUUUCCUCAUACCUUCUAAAACCGCCAAAACCCAUUCAUUGUUGUGCCAUUCUUCCAUUUUACUCUAACUGCUAUAUGUUCGCAGAGGCUCCAUCUUUUCCCUCCAUUUGUUUCUGAUUCAUUUCUACUGCCCCAAAACCAAACCGCACUUCCGUGCUGCAUCCACUGAUUCUGAUCGGAAGAAUGGCAGAUAUGGAUGACAGGAUUAGCAGGUUAUCAGAUGAACUCCUCUGUCACAUUCUCUCAUUUCUUCCAACUCAACAAGCAGUUGCCACAAGUGUUCUUUCAAAGAGGUGGUUGCCGCUGUGGAUCUCAGUCCCCGUUCUAGACUACGACAAUGUGAGUAACCGCGAACCCUCACAUUCCUUUGAAAGGUUAAUCUACGCAACCAUUCUAGCCAGAGAUCGGGCACAACCCAUUACAACCUUCCGUCUCAAAUACAAGCCUCGUGUUCGUGAACAUGUCAAGGAUGUCAAUGUUUGGGUAAACACUGCUAUACGACGUGGGAUUCAGAACCUUGAAAUCAAGCUUGUAUUAGAGCCUGAAACCGAUUCUGAUACCGAUUUUGAAGCCGAUUUUGAUUCUGAAACCGAGGAUGAAGUGCUGCCAGAAAUUAGGUUGAGCUGCAGCAGAAUUUUCAGCUGCAAAACCCUUGUUGUUCUCAAGUUGAAAGCGGUAUCUCUGGCUGCUUCUUUUUCGUUUGAGCUUCCCUCACUCAAAUCCCUACAUUUAUCUCAUGUUAAAUUUGAUAAAGGUCAAUAUCUUAUAGAGAUUCUUUAUGGAUGUCCAAUGCUUGAGGAUUUGAAAACACGUAACCUAGAUUAUGGCACCGGCUCUAUUUGUGAGAAACGAUUUAAAAUCUUACCUAAAUUGGCGAGGGCAGAUAUGGAUUUUUCUUGGCUGGAAACUGAGGAUGGUAAUAAUCUCAAGAUUAUUCUGAAAGCAAUAUCUAAUGUGGAGUUUUUGACCAUUGACCUGAUUGGAGUUGAGGUUGUUGAUGAUGUGGUUCCUGAAUUUCCUCAUUUAAGGCAUUUGACCCUCUCCGGGGCUUAUAGAAACUCGCAUUUGACGCUUUUGAUGCUUAAAAAUUGCCCCAAGCUUCAAAGUUUUAAACUUUGUGGAUCUUUUGGUGCUAAGGACGUUCUAACUUACCCUCAAUUUGUUCCUGAAUGCCUUACUUCGUGUUUAUCUAAGUGCUAUCUCGAACGUUACCAAUUUACAGAAAGUGACCUAAAAUUUGCGAAGUAUAUUAUGCAGAAUUCAACAUAUUUACAGGUCAUGAAAAUUGGUGAUGCUUCACCUAAUCAGUCUGAAGUACUGAAGGAGUUGUUAGCUUUGAUCCCAAGGAAAUCUGCAUCGUGUGAACUUUCUUUUAUUUGAUAGGUUUGUUAGUAGCUGCAGCAUGUGCCAUUUGUUAACAUAAUGCAAACGUGAGGGUUUAAGUGGAUUGGAAAUUACUAUUUCAUAUGCCAAUGAUGUACUGUUUUACCCAUUGAGAAAGGAUGCCUUUUCUUCUUUCUCAUGAUAGUAUUAUGACAUAAUUCUUGGUCGGUGGCUUAUCAUUUUAUAAGAUACUUGCAGGAACUUCAAUUCCAUUCCUUAAUAAGCUGGUAUGAUUUAGUGAUC
Molecule: messenger RNA, 1697 nt
Organism: Lotus japonicus
Lineage: Eukaryota; Viridiplantae; Streptophyta; Magnoliopsida; Fabales; Fabaceae
Product: probable FBD-associated F-box protein At1g32375
Exons: 2
Coding region: 255-1451 (398 amino acids)
Molecular function (GO): protein binding
Source: RefSeq, a predicted model, not a curated record